CGCUGAGCCAGAACCAUGAAGCCUCUGGUCUUGCUCGUAUUGGCGAUGGGCGUCUGGGUGGCGCUGGCGGCACCUGGUGGCGGCGGUGGAGGCUACGGCAGUGGCGGUGGUGGAAGCAGCAUUGUGAGGGCACAGCUCGUUGGUCACCACAGCCACACCACUGGCGGCGGUGGCGGCGGCGGUUACGGAGGCGGCGGUAGAGGUGGAAGACGCGGCCCCAGCAUCGUGAAGGCUCAGCUCGUUGGUCACCACAGCCACACCACUGGCGGCGGCGGCGGUGGCGGUUACGGCGGCGGCGGCCAUAGAGGUGGCAGGCAGGGCCCCAGUAUCGUGAAGGCUCAGCUUGUUGGCCACCACAGUCACACCACUGGCGGCGGAGGCGGCGGCGGUUACGGCGGCGGCGGCCACAGAGGUGGCAGGCAGGGCCCCAGCAUUGUGAGGGCCCAGCUUGUUGGUCACCACAGUCACACCUCCGGCGGCGGAGGCGGCGGUGGUUACGGCAGCAGUGGGAGUCAUGGCGGUCACGGCGGCAGUUACGGUGGCGGUAGCGGCUGCUGUGGUUAAAUCUCCAUCAAGCAAUGUUCAGCUGUUCUACUUCUAAAGACAAUCUUCGGCCGACCCUCUGUGCCAUCGUCACUUGUACCCGUCCUCUUUCUCAAUAAACGAGCAACCUCUC
This is a messenger RNA of Portunus trituberculatus (swimming crab), 676 nucleotides long. RefSeq names its product glycine-rich cell wall structural protein-like. The record is from RefSeq and is a predicted model, not a curated record. The transcript has 3 exons. NCBI's taxonomy places the organism in Eukaryota, Metazoa, Arthropoda, Malacostraca, Decapoda, Portunidae. Bases 16 to 564 code for a protein of 182 amino acids.